CUCAUUACAAUGUUAAAUUAAAAGUAUGAACAUUGAACAACAAUAAUUGUUUAAGGCAAGAUUUGAAUUUCCGCGCUCCGUCCAUAUACCACGUGACUCGCGGCCGUUUUCAAUAGUGCGUAAUCUGGUGGUCGAUUUUCGAAGCGUACCCGGGUUUCAUUAGUGGCGCUACCCCCACCAUCAAAGUUUCCGGACCUGUAUAUACGACCGUGAUGUUGGUCAGUGUUGGUGGUUAACCCGUUCGUUACAUAAACUCCGUGCAACUCCGUGGACCCGUCGUGAAUCGCGUACGAAACGUAACAAUUGCCCGUGUCCGGAUUUCGCUGAAUGUAUGUUUGAUGCGUUGCGCGUUGUUGGCCGCCGGGCGUGUCAACUGAUCGAACGGUAAGGUCCCGAACGCGUACGAACGCGCGCGAUAGUCGGAGGAUCCGGAUCGGUGCGAGCGUAACGUAAUCGAAGCGAUGAGCGAGAACGCGGAGAUAACUGGUGUCGUAUCGCCGGAGGAUGCGGCCGCCGCGGAGAAAUUCAAAGAGGAGGCGAAUGACUAUUUCAAAAAUCAGGACUAUAUGAAGGCGAUAGAAUUAUAUACGAAAGCGAUCGAGUUGAACCCAACAGUAGCUGUCUACUAUGGCAACAGGAGUUUCGCCUACCUGAAAACAGAAUGUUUCGGGUACGCGUUGACGGACGCCUCGAAAGCGAUCGAGUUAGACAAGAAUUACGUGAAGGGCUACUAUCGAAGAGCCGCCGCCCACAUGUCCCUUGGCAAGUUUAAACUGGCUUUGAAGGACUACAAGACCGUGACGACUGCCAGGCCGAACGACAAAGACGCCAUGGUCAAAUACACGGAGUGUUGUAAAAUGCUGAAAAUGCUUGCCUUUAAAAAAGCGAUCAGCGUUGAGGAAAACAAGAAGAAUAUCGCGGACAUGAUAAACCUAGAAGCUAUGGCUAUUGAAGAUGAGUACACAGGGCCGCAGCUCGAGGACGGCAAGGUGACGCUGGAGUUCAUGCUGGACCUCCUCGAGUGGUACAAAAAGCAGAAUAAAUUGCAUCGGAAGUAUGCGUACCAGAUACUCUUGGACGUGAAGACGUGGUUCAUGGCACAGCCUAGCUUAGUCGAUAUCACGAUUCCGGAAGAUAGCAAGUUUACUAUUUGCGGCGAUAUUCAUGGGCAGUUUUAUGAUCUGUUGAAUAUAUUCAAGCUAAAUGGGCUGCCGUCACCGACCAAUCCAUACUUAUUCAAUGGGGAUUUUGUAGAUAGAGGUUCUUUCUCCGUGGAAUGUAUAUUCACGCUGUUCGGGUUUAAGCUGCUGUUUCCGAAUCAAUUUUUUAUGUCCAGAGGGAACCAUGAGUCAGCGACAAUGAAUCAAAUGUAUGGCUUCGACGGAGAGGUGAAAGCGAAAUACUCGGCUCAGAUGGCCGAACUAUUCACGGAAGUGUACAACUGGCUGCCGUUAGCUCACUGCCUUAACAAUAGAGUUCUCGUGAUGCACGGGGGCCUAUUCUCAAGGGAUGAUGUCACCUUGCAGGAGAUCCGCGAGAUAGACAGGAAUAGGCAACCGCCGGAGGAAGGUCUAAUGUGCGAAUUAUUAUGGUCGGACCCCCAGCCGCAGCCGGGCAGGGCCCCAAGCAAACGGGGCGUCGGGGUCCAGUUUGGACCCGACGUGACCCACAACUUCCUGAAAAUGAAUAAUCUAGACUACAUCGUGAGGAGCCACGAGGUGAAGAACGAGGGCUACGAAGUCGACCACGACGGCAAGUGCAUCACCGUCUUCUCGGCUCCGAAUUACUGUGAUACGAUGGGUAACCAGGGUGCCUUCAUCACACUCAAUGGAAAGGAUAUGGAGCCACAUUUCACAUCCUACGAAGGAGUGCCUCAUCCGAACGUGAGGCCGAUGGUAUACGCCAACUCGCUACUAAAGUUCAUGUGCUAGUGAUCAAAUUAAAAUAAUAAACUAAUCGAGUGACGCGAACUGAGGGCUAAAAUAAGCAACAACAACAGACGAUGCGACUAUUGUUAUUAUCACUAUUAUUAUUAUUAUAAUUAUAGUUAUUGUAAUAAUAAUUAAAGUACCG
This is a messenger RNA of Ceratina calcarata, 2073 nucleotides long. RefSeq names its product protein phosphatase D3 (gene PpD3). Bases 462 to 1931 code for a protein of 489 amino acids. NCBI's taxonomy places the organism in Eukaryota, Metazoa, Arthropoda, Insecta, Hymenoptera, Apidae. The transcript has 8 exons. The record is from RefSeq and is a predicted model, not a curated record. Gene Ontology annotation, molecular function: protein binding; hydrolase activity.